AUGAGAUUUGAUUGCAACAGCGUUUUCCUGUUGCUCACUUUCACCAAUUUCCUGUUUCUUCACAUCUCCGGCAAAACUAAUGACGUUUGCAUUUCUCCGGGUGGUCGAUUCCAUCCAUAUUCAAACGAAGGGAAACCUCCAAGGAAAGCAAGCAAGGGGCCCAGAGAUUUGACCCUUUGCAGGGUGUUCCGCAAAAAGACAUGCUGUGAUAUCAUUCAGACACAUCCUGCUUUACUAUCCAUUAGGAGGCUAGCUUCCACUGGGCAAGCAAGCCAAGAAUGCUUGCAAUUAUGGGAACUCUUGGAAUGUUCCAUCUGUGAUCCGCGGGUAGGUAUACAACGUGGACCUCCAGUUGUAUGUGUCUCCUUUUGUGAUAGAGUGUACGAGGCAUGCUCUGCUGCAUACUUCUCUAUAGAUGCAAGAACACAGGUUCUAGAACCAUGUGGAGUGGGCAACCUUGUUUGUGGUAGAGCUUCGGAAUGGAUCUCAAAUGGAACAGAGCUCUGCCGUGUGGCGGGUUUUUCUGUUGAGUCAUCUUAUGAUCCUGAAGAAAUAUCGUGCUAUGGUGGGAAGGCUAGUCUUGAUUAUAUUGCAGAUUCUUGGAGAACUCCAGUAUCUGGGGUUUCACACAGAGAAGAGAGCACAGGAGUUCUUGAUGAUUUCAAGCAAUGGGUGGCUGAAAUGCCAUUUAACAAAAGAGUUUCUUGGGCAGUAGGAGGGAUGGUUCUUACGGCAGGACUUCUAUUUGCAAGUAAAAAGAAGAGCCACAACCGACGUCCAAAUCAAGCAGCUAUUCAAUAUGCUGCAAGGAAACUGGGAACAAAGGUGAAAUCUGCAACUCGAAGAUGA
This is a messenger RNA of Fraxinus pennsylvanica, 849 nucleotides long. The record is from the annotation of a GenBank genome assembly. NCBI's taxonomy places the organism in Eukaryota, Viridiplantae, Streptophyta, Magnoliopsida, Lamiales, Oleaceae.